GGAACUCAGCAGGUCAGGCAGCAUCUAUGGAAGGGAACAGACGUUUCAGAUUGAGACCUUUCAUCAGGACUGGGAUAGAAGCCAGAAUGUUGGAGGUGGAAGAGUGCGACCUGUCAGGAAUGUGGUAUCAGCCAAUCAAGAUGGUGGAAUUGGAAAAAAAUUUGUCGACAAUGCUGGACGGGGAGGAUUUUGUGAGGGACACUGGUGUGGGUCGAGGUCUUUUUGGCGGGAGCUGGGAGAAGACAGGAGGGAAGAUGGCUGAGGAUGUUGUCCCUGUUGUACAAGGAGCUUUGUGCAGAUGAAUGGCUUCAAGGUGGAAGGACCAAUAUUCACGUAGGAGAUGGAUUUCGAGUGACAUUUGGAAGGUGAUGUGUGCUUUCACGGAUAUUGAGGGUCCAGUGUGUGAGUUACAGACAACUUCAAGGUCAUCCAAGGCUGUGUGAAGGACCAUUGAGACCGCAUCCACUGUGGACCUAUUGUGGCAGUAGGCAAAUUGCAGUGGGUCCAGGUCCUCGCUGAGACAAGAGUUGAUUCUAGCCAUAAACAACCUCUCAAAGCACUUCAUCACAGUAGAAGUGCCACUGGGCAACAGUCAUUAAGGCCGCUCGCCUUGCUGUCCUUAGAUUUCCAGCAUCUGCAUGGUUCCAGCGGAUCCUGGUUACGGAUCCAGUCCAGGUUUUCCGUGGCGCCCAGACGGGAGUUGGAGCCUUUCAACGGAACAGCCGGGCCUUCUUUUUUCAAAAAUCCGAACCUGGACGGUUUCAAAUCCCCCCCGACCAGAGGCAGCCACUCACCCGACCAAUCGUGCCUGCCCAUCACCCAGUUGCCAUGGCGAAGGGGCGGCCUCGGCUCCGGCGCCCGCCAAUGGCGGCGGGCCGUGGCGGCGUCGCCAUGGUGACGGGGUUGUCCCCGGGACCUGAUGGCUUGACAGGUGCGUGACAAUCCAGCUCUUCAAGCAUGUACGCCAAAGGCAAGAGUAGCACUGUACCUUCUGACAGCCAAGCCAGGGAAAAGUUAGCACUGUAUGUAUACGAGUAUCUACUCCACGUAGGAGCACAAAAAUCAGCACAAACAUUUUUAUCAGAGAUACGAUGGGAGAAAAAUAUUACAUUAGGAGAACCACCAGGCUUCCUACAUUCAUGGUGGUGUGUAUUUUGGGACCUCUACUGUGCAGCACCUGAAAGAAGAGAAACGUGUGAGCAUUCUAGUGAAGCAAAAGCCUUUCACGAUUAUAGUGCAGCAGCAGCUCCCAGUCCAGUGCUAGGAAACAUUCCCCCAGGAGACGGAAUGCCAGUAGGCCCGGUACCACCGGGAUUCUUUCAGGGACCACCAGGUUCACAGCCCUCUCCACACGCACAGCCUCCACCACAUAAUCCCAGCAAUCCCAUGAUGGGACCUCACAGCCAGCCUUUCAUGUCACCUCGUUAUCCAGGAGGCCCCAGGCCACCACUUAGAAUACCGAACCAGUCACUUGGAGGAGUUCCUGGAACACAACCAUUGCUGCCAAGUGGAAUAGACCCAACGAGACAGCAAGGACAUCCAACCAUGGGUGGACCAAUGCAGCGAAUGACUCCUCCCCGGGGUAUGGUUCCCCCCUUAGGACCCCAGAGUUACGGAGGAGGGAUGAGACCCCCACUGAAUGCUUUAGGUGGUCCUGGCAUGCCAGGGAUGAACAUGGGUCCCGGAGGUGGUCGACCGUGGCCCAAUCCACCUAAUGCCAACUCAAUACCAUAUUCAUCAGCAUCGCCUGGCAACUAUGUGGGACCUCCAGGUGGCGGUGGACCUCCAGGAACUCCCAUCAUGCCCAGCCCGGGAGAUUCGACCAACUCCAGUGACAAUAUGUAUACUAUGAUGAAUGCCGUUCCACCUGGAGCUAGCAGGUCUAAUUUUCCUAUGGGCCCUGGUUCAGAUGGUCCAAUAGGUGCUAUGGGUGGAAUGGAACCACAUCACAUGAAUGGAUCAUUAGGCUCAGGAGAUAUGGACGGCAUCUCCAAAAAUUCUCCCAGUAACAUCAGUAUGAGUAACCCACCUGGCACUCCACGGGACGAUGGUGAGAUGGGUGGCAACUUCCUGAACCCCUUUCAGAGUGACAGUUAUUCUCCAAGCAUGACAAUGAGUGUGUGAUCUUGUAUCCCUCUUCGUGAUCAAGGCCAGAGUGAUUUGCCUCUUAAAACGUGAAAUAACCACAUCCAAGAGAAGAUUAAAAUAUUUUACAAAGCUCUGCAGAAAAAGAGGUUUUGAUUCUAGCAAAGACCCUGUUGUUCUGCAAAUGACAGGUGUCCCAUUGUGUACUGAAAGCGGGUCCAAAAUAUUCUUUUUAAGUUUACAAAACCUCGGAGACUGAACAGUUCAACCAUUUAAAUGUAGGAUAUGCCUAACUGAGGCAAAACGCAGCAACUUCCAUGACUUCCCAUAGUUAAGUAAGACAUGGUGUGCUUUAUUCAGCUGUUUGAAAGAAUACAGUAAUAAAUACAGCUUAAUGUGAGUCUACUUCCUUCUAUUUUUCCCUUCCAGUUCACUCUUUAGUCUCAAAAAGAUAUGUUAAUUGUAAUUUUGUAAUGUAUAAACCAGCUCCAGACAAUACCUCUUUUUAUGCUUUAUAUGACAUCAUUGCUACUCAGCAGAACAAAUAUACUAGCCAAACACUGUAGGAUAUACAUGUGGAAGGGAAAAAGAAAGGCUAAUGAAUAUCUUGCACUUAAUGUCGUGUUCAGUAAGUGUUAUUCAUUAAUUAGAGCUACAUUACUUGUCAUGUGAAAUAGGAGCAAGCCUGUCUUUUAGAUUUACAGUGGUGGAUGCAGGUCCUUAACUACAGUUCUGGCAUAUCAAUGUUGAACACUAGGUGGACUAUGCUUAUGGUCAUUGACAACAGCCAAUAAGUGCUAUACAAAUUGCAGCUAAGAAAUUGCAGAAUAGUUUUUUUUAUUUCUCUCUUUUCCCUGGUAACAUUAAAUUGAGAUGUAGUACUCUAGGAGCGUGAUUAAGGAUAUUUGAUGGUAAAUCGUAUGGUCUGGAUGACCUUGGUGUGCCACUAAUGAAGGAUGCCCAUCCUUCCUUAGUUAAUAUCGCACCAUAAAAUUCUGUGUUUUAGCCAUUACCUCUUUUUUAAAAAAAAUGGAAAAUGAAACUAUCUUUUGUAAAUUUUCAUGUAUUCCUUAUUCUUCCUUCUGUGCAGAAUGAUAUAUUGUAAAUGUACAUUAUGUGUAGAUUGUAACAAACUGAAGUUCUUUUUGUUUGGUUUUUGAUUUGUAUGUGUGAGAAUGAGGGUUCUCGGAAUCACCACAGUUGGGGUCUUUUCCUAUGGGGAACGUUUUCUGGUCUGAGAUUGGAACUAGUGUAAAAUUUUGUACAAAUUGUUGGCUGACUUUUUCUGUUCUCAGACCAAUUUAAAAAUAUUUAAAUGAAAUUUACCAAACAUUAUUCAAAUGGAACCGUAAUUUUGAAGCUCAUAUUAAUUAUGCAUGUUAAAAAAUGUACAAUUCUGUGUUUAACUAAUGUAACCACUUGAAGUUAAUCUGCUCCUAACUCCAAUUAUGCAGUUGAUAUUUUUAAGAAAAAGUUAGUUCCUGUUACUAUAUCAAUUUUCUAUUUUAGACAAAUGAAUUAAGUAUAGAACAUGUUUUUUAAUUGUUCUGGGACUUGGGUGUGGGAACUAGUGAUAAUGAUUGCACGACACGAAAGUGCUGUACAGUUCAAAUCAUCUUUAUAUCACUUAUAAUUAUGGCAAUUGAUCUUUAGUUGAAAGUGUUUAAGAGAAGCUAAGUAAUCUGUAAAAACUUAGCAAAAUAACAAAAAAGGAAAAUUGUAUAUGUUGUCCCUUCCCUGUGAUUCCUCAUUUGAAAAGGCCCUAACAAUCAGAAAUGGAGUUUCUGUAAAACAGCCUACUUAUUACUUGUUUCAGAAAAAGAUAAAAAGGCACUGUCAUGUCCCCAAAAAAUCUUUUAUUUGGGCAUUCGGACUUCUUUUUCUUGCGAUGUCUUUUGAAGAUAUUUAUAUAUUGUCUGACAGUGUGAUGCCAGUACCAUGUCCAAUACAGAGUAAUCAUAUGCAGUUUUGCAUUUCGAUCUGAAUAUAGUGCUAAUUGUUGUGAAGAUUACAGAUAGAUUUCUUUGAGUAAUUCAUAUUCUUUUUGUGACUUUUAUGGAAUUAUGCCACUAAACUAUAGUUAAAUGUGCAAAUGAGAGCAUUGUGAUUGGGUUCUGGUAAAGAUUGACCUAUUCUCAUCAAGUACUUCAAGCAUGCAAUUAAGUUGUCCUGCAAGCCCCUAUCUUGUAGUACAGAAACAUUUUGAACUAGCAAACUUCUUCACCAAACCAGGUCAAAGUAUUAUAGUAGUGCAUCACUCAAGUCUAACAUGAUGUUCUCCUGAGGGAUUGUCUAUUGGUGGGUCCUCAGAUGGCUGUAGAAGCUGAUCCAGAUUCCACGUCAAAGUAUGAUUAAAAUACUAUUGUCCCUCUAAGCUUCGUUGGAAUCUUGAAUACACUAAACAUCAAUAUAUUGUGUUAUAUUUUAUAACUCUGAGCAGAUAGGAUGAACAUUGUUGCUUGUCUGAGUCAUAUAUUCAUUCUCGUAACAUUAAACCAUUUAAGCAAGAAAGAUAUCACUUCUUGCACUCAUUGAGCACUUAAUUUAUGUAUUUGCAAGAAAUAACUGGUUUAUAUUUUUGUAAACCAUUACUCACCACCAAAAAUCUGAAAGAAAAUAAAUUAUUUGUACUUCAUUUGAUGAGAAAUAAGGGAGAUCUUUGUUUAGAGAUUGGAUAUGAAUUUUGAUGUGGUGCAUUUAUUUUGCAAGGCAUUGGGCAAGGCAGUGAUGAUGGUGUGAGGUCUAUAUGACUGAGCCUCAUUUCAGUAAAUUGUUGAACUUCCAGUAGCGAACAGCCAGGUUGGAGACUGAGCCCAUAGAGGGCGAACAUUAGACGCGGUGGAGGAAACGCUCCAGUAUACGGGAGAAUAAUUGUGGCCCAGCUCAUUCCGUGUUCACUUCUACCCAGAGAAUUUACUAUACAGAGUUGAAGAAAAAAACCUGCGUUGGGACUACUGUACAUAUAUGGAGUAGCCACCUUGGUUCACCUGCUGCCUAAGUCAUUGUUCUUUUAGACAGAGAUAUUGUAUUUCAACUUGUUCUGAAAUUUCAGUCAGCUACUCAUCAGUGAGAACAGAGUGGUUUGUGUUGCAGUCUUACAACCUACAGCCAAUCUAUUACCACCCAAAAUUCAGAGAAAAGCUAUCCUAAUGCUAUUUUUGAUCAAGUGGUUAUGCAUGCAGUAAUUUUUUUUGGAAGAAUUUCAUGAAAUAUAUUGAUUAUUUGUGUAUGCAUGGUCUGUUCCCUUCUGUUCUCAUUGACACUGACUGACUUGCUGAGUUCCUCCAGCAUUUUGUGUCUGUUGCUCAGCACUGAAUGUUAUAAAGUGUGCAGUCUACAAUCCAAUAUUUCAUUAUGUAAAAUUUGUUUGAUUAGCAGAUUAAAAAGACUACGUUUCCAAUUUCACAGUCCUGUUUUGUGUUUCAGUCUGAUGAAGUUACUUCAAAUCCAGGGAGAAAUUGAAGAGUUACGAUGCAAAGUGUAGUUAACUGUGAGGAUAUUUUGGUCAUUUCACAGUGGUGAUGAUGAUAUAUAAAAUUCAGUUACAUAAUUUUAACUUGUAUAGUUUCAGAUUGUGUGCUAAAACUGGUUCAGUGCUGCCAUUUAGCCAAUAAAAGCCCAAACAUUUCAGGUUAAUAGAAUUUGCUUUUGUCAUUGUACUCGGUAUAAUCCACAAUUGACAUUGCAUCAUUCUGUUGCCACAAUGUCAAUUUGCAACACACAUGCAGUGGCCACUUUAUUAGGCUUCUCCUGUGGCUCCUGUACCCAAUAAAGUGGCCAUUAAAUGUAUGUUCGUGGUCUGUUGCCUAUCUAUUUCAAGGUUUGACAUGUAUUCAGAGAAGUUCUUUUGAGCACCACUUCUGUAACGCGUGGUUAUUUGUGUUACUGUCACCUUCCUUUCAGCUUGAACCAGUCUGGCCAUUCUCCUCUGACCUCUCUCAUUAACAAGGCAUUUUCAUCGACAGAACUGCCACUCACUGGAUGUCUCAUUUAUCACACCAUUCUCUGUAAGCUCUAGAAAAUGUUGUGUGUGAAAAUCCCAGGAGAUCAACAGCUUCUGAGAUAAUCAAACUACCCCAUCUGGCACCAACAAUAAUUUGACAGUCAAAGUCACUUAGAUCACGUUUCUUCUGCAUUUUGAUGUUUGGUCUGAUCAACAACUGAACCUUCUGACUAUGCAUGCUUUUAUGCAUUGAGUUUCAGCAACAUAAUUGGCUGAUUAGAUAUUUGCAUUAACAAGCAGGAUAGCAGGUGUACCUGAUGAAGUAGCUACUGAGUAUAUGUAUGUUAGUUGUGAAAAUGAAGCUUCUAGCAAUUCUCUCUUGUACUUAGCUGUGAUUUCUCUUUUGCCUUUGCAUUGUGCCUCACACUGAGAAAUGAUUAUUUAAAAGGAAAUUUUGCCUUUGUUAGCUAAUUCAUGUAAGCAGUGUGCCCAAGAUCCAGUUUUCUGUCUUUUUGUAUCAGAAAAUGCAGUGUUCUUUGUUAUUUCACCAUUUGCCACUAUUUUUCAAACGUUUGCACAAGAGAUUAUGGAAGACAAGUAUAAAUAAAUUCUGCGAUGGAUAGGUAGCUGCAAUAACAGCGUGGUCAUUGUUCCGAAAGUCAUUCUGGUGUGUUCUGUAAAAUAAUGUAGUUUGUGUAAGAAACUUUGUCUUGACUAUGGUUUACACUGUAAUAUACUGUUGUAAAGCGCAGUUUCAUUCCAUGUAGCAAGUGUAUUUCUGUAGUUAUUGUUAGAAUGUCACUAAAUCAGCCAAUACUUUAUUAUUUGGGUAUUUUUUUGUAUUUCUUCUUUUCUGUUUGCCUUGUUAAAGCAUGCUUAACUGACUCUAGAAUCUCUGAUGUGGAUAUUUUAAAGAUUUCAGCCAACUAAGCAGAAACUGCCAGGAAACAAUAAAUACAACUUUUCUAUUAUUUUUGCCCUGAAUAUUGAUUUUGUUUUACAGAAAAUAACAUUAAUAUUUAAGUUACUUUACAUUGCCCUCUAACUUCAAAAUGGCAAAAUCUAAAUUAAGCUGAACAAAAAAUGCAUGUGCCUACACAUUCUCUUUAUGCUGCAUCUCAUCUGAAUGCAUGUGAUGUUCAUUGAAACUGUAGUUGCAAAGAUAGACAUUUUGCAUAUUCAAGAAUAUUCAUUUACACAGAUGACAAUUAAGUGCUUAAUACCCUCAUGUUUUGUACUUUUCAUUGAUCUAUAUACCCCUUAUCAAUUAUAUUAAAUAAAUUCCAUAUUCUGUUUUUUAUAAUCUAUACUUUUUUAUGAAAUGUCAUAUAAUUUCUAAAAACUUCAUUAAAGUUAUAUUGUUUGACUUGUUUUAUGAACUGAAUUUCUUGAAAAAAGGGUAAGAGACACUAAAAGCUGAUGUAUAGUUAUUGUUUUUAAAUCUGCAUUUAACCUAGUUGGGACAAAGGAACCAUUUAGUUUUUGAAACAAUUUAUUUUUUAGUAUGAUUCUUUUGAAAUCAAAUUCACUCUAACGUGAUGCUGCGUAGCUUGUUUUCAGAAAACAGAUGCCCUGACAUUUAUUACAAAGUAUAAUGAAUAGAAAAUAUUUUAACCAGUUAAAUUUGUGUAGUCAGGUAAGGUUAAAGAAGUAAAUUCUUUAACCUAGUGGUAGGGGAGGAUCUAGAGCUUCAAUCAUCUUUGUAUUUGAAGUUUCCUCACAAGUUAGAACUGUGCUGAAGAUUCUGCUGAAAGUGAUUGAAUAUGUGAAAGUGGAGUCAGAGAGGAAGGGCUCUUGGUAGUAGUAAUUCCCGAGUCCUGGACAUUACUACACUUCAUUAACCUCUGACAUUGCUUUGUCAAUGUUGUUCUGCACUUUGUUCUUCAAACCAAUUCAAAACAAUAAAUAGCCACCGAUAGUGUUUUCUUUCAUUUUUUUUCUAACAAGAAUACCAAUUAAAGCUAUUUUACAUCACAGUGAAGUUAAAAUUUUUAAAAAUGUCUAUUCCAUGAGCAUAUCAAAGAAUCAACAUAUCGAGUCAGUACCUAUAUACAGUAACUCCAGGUUUUUAGGGCACAUUUACUUCAUGCAGAUGGCUUUUAGAAGUUGCUGUACAAAGUUUGAAGCAUAUCUCGAUGGCUGCCCAGCACUGCACAUCAUUGCAUGAUUUCAAUGUUUAAAAUGAAUUUUCUUAUCCCAGUGUUUCCUACUUUGUAUUUGUUCCUGCGGGCACAACAGUAUUGUGUUUAGUAGUUCUGCCUUCACUUUCCUUUGUGUUCCUGAGUACUAAUUAGCGACGUGUCCUGGUUUAUUGUUCAGCACAUUCUGUAUUACAUCAUUUGUAUGUUCUUUAAAUUGUAAAGUUUCUUAGAUUGAAAACUUGCUCAUUAAACUGUUACAUCAAAUGUA
Messenger RNA from Mobula hypostoma (lesser devil ray), 8437 nucleotides. RefSeq names its product single stranded DNA binding protein 2b (gene ssbp2b). The record is from RefSeq and is a predicted model, not a curated record. The transcript is spliced from 21 exons. Bases 958 to 2124 code for a protein of 388 amino acids. Gene Ontology annotation, biological process: positive regulation of transcription by RNA polymerase II. Gene Ontology annotation, cellular component: nucleus. NCBI's taxonomy places the organism in Eukaryota, Metazoa, Chordata, Chondrichthyes, Myliobatiformes, Myliobatidae. Gene Ontology annotation, molecular function: protein binding; single-stranded DNA binding.